UUGGGCAACAGGGAACAUGGAGGAACUUGCUGUCGAAGUUUGUGGCAAAAACGGCGCUUACUAUAAGGGCUAUGUACGGAAUAUCCAUCAGGAUCAAGUCAGUGUCGCCCUUGAAAAUGACUUGAAUAACCCCAAAAGRGUUCCAUAUGAGGAGGUUCGACUUCCACCUUSCUCAACUCAACGAAAAGAUCUCUACGUGGAUGAUGAAGUGGAGAUAUUUUCAAGAGCAAAUGAUGACGAACCUUGUGGUUGGUGGCCAGGAAGGAUAGUCCAUAAGAAGGGAGAGUUUUAUGUAGUUCAGUACAAUGGAUGGGAUGCAACCUUCAAUGAAAUUGUCCCAAGAGAACGCAUUAGGCCCUCCAGUUGCAAUGGACCAAUUUAUAGAAGUAUGUACUACAAAGUAAUGAUUGAUGUUCCUCCAGAUCUCAGAGCAAUAUGUAAAGAUGACAGUCAUCAUAGAGAAUUUAAAAGGCAGUGCAAUGCAGCCUGUGUUGGAUACAAUGACAACAUGAAUGUUCUUGUAGUCUUGUCAAGAUAUGAACUUCCUGUAAAGAGAGCAGCCAUGUUAAGUGAGAUGCAUUUUAGAAGCUUACGAACAAAAAUGCUCCUUCAGUGUUGGACAGAUGAAACUGCCAGACAACUGGAGGUGGCAAAGAAACAGAUGGGAAUUUGUGAUAAACUCAAGUUACCUGAACAUCUCAUGGGAUUAGCUAUUGGUGCUCAAGGAGUAAAUAUUCAACAAGCAAGAAAACUACAUGGAAUCCUGUCAAUUGAAGUAGAUGAAGACAAUUGUACAUUUUACAUCUGUGGAGAGAAUGAGACCGUCAUCAAYGAAGCAAGGCGUCUACUUGAGUUUGCUGAGGAAACUGUUUAUGUCCCAAAACCCCUUGUAGGCAAAGUGAUUGGUAAAAAUGGGCGCAUCAUACAAGACAUGGUUGAUAGAUCUGGWGUUACCAGAGUGAAGAUUGAACCUCCAACAGAAAAUGAAACUGAAGAAGAAAAAUCUGCAAAGAAAGAAGUGUCAUUUCUCUUUGUUGGUACAAAGGAGUGUAUUGUGAACUGUCGAAUAAUGCUAGAUUACCACCUUUCACACCUAAAGGAAAUAGAGAACAUGAAAAGAGAGAAAGAGGUGUUAGAUCAGCAGUUACAGAACAUGGGCAUCAGUCCACCUACAGGGCCAUCAUACAUCCCCACUCCUGCUGAAAUGCGCAGUGGUACAAACCUAAUGAUUGCUUCACAAGACUCAACAAACAGCGGUGGUAGAGAUAGAUCCCUGACAACAGAGAGUUAUGGCGGUGAUUUAAAUGAAGCACUUUCAAUAAGCACUAAUCCUGGUCAAAAGGGACGCAUCAACACAACAGUCAGGAUACGGUCAAGUAGUGAAAGUGAAGGAAACUCUGAUGGGGGACAGAAGAACUCAAGCAAAAGAUCCAAUACCCCAACAUCUGAGUUGAAAGACAUCCAAGAGGAAAUGGAAGAGCACAGCCAUGACAGCCAUAAUGGCUUUUCAAAGAGUUCACAUGGAAAGAAGCCCUCACCGUGGUUUAUGGGCCAAUCAAAACRCUCCAGUAGUGAGGGAAAGGAUGACAAAAAUGAUGGCAGAACACAUAAUGGCAGAGGCACACGGUCAGAUAACAAGAACUGGAACCAAGGGAAAUCACAAUCACGUCAACCAUUAAACCGUUCUCGUGCUAACAGUGGCAACAAUCAAACUCAACUAAGACCCAAUGCUGGAAGCCUGGGGCAGAAUUGGAGAAAGUCAGACAACAACAGAAGAAAAAGUGAUGAUACUGAAAAACUACUUGACAACAAGCAUGGAGGACAGAAAAGUGAUAGCAAGGAGAACUCAACUGAGGUGGAGACGCAAAAGCAAAAUGGAUCAGACACAAAAGAACAAAACACCACAAAAAAACAGGUUGUUGAAGAAAAAUCUGAAGCAACUUCAGAAGGUACAUCACAGGACAAGAGUACACAAUCAAAGGCAAAUGGUGAAGCAGAAUAAAUCAAGAUGGCAAAAAAAUAGUUGUAAUAUAGUCUGAAUAGCAAGUGUCAGUGUUAAGAAAAAGUGAUGGGCUGUUUUCUCCUUUUUAACAUUUUAAUAACCUAUUUUCAAUUAAGACUUCAUUUACUGUCGUGUUUUACCAAUACAAUAGUACAAGUCUAUACUUGAGAAUGGUUUUUAAAAUGAUUUUCAGCAUCCUACUCAAUUAAAUGUCAGAUUUGAUUUUUAUGCUAAUCAUUUUAAAAUAUCUUAGCCAUUUGACAAAUUUGACCAUCGUAAAUCUUUUACUUACUACCAUCAAAGUUAUUUUAACUAUGCAUGCGUGCAGAUUGAUAUGGAGUAAUAAUUAUUAACCAUUUUAGUAAAAGUUUUGUGACAUUUUUGAUGGCAUGUCAUGCAGCAAACUAGCACUUAUUCAGAUAUUUUAAUAGGUUAUUUUAUUCAAAGCUGUCACUAUUUUUGAGUCAUAUUGCUAAUUGAUAAUUCUGUACUGUUGAAGAUGUGAUAUAUGUGUAUACGAUUAUACCAUGGGACACCUACCAGACCAUGAUGACAGUAUACAUGGGGAGUGAUCUACAGAACUAACUUCCAUGUUCUGUCUUAGUUUGAAAUGCAAAUCAUGAAACAUACAAACAAAAAAAGUAACAAAAAACAAAGAGAAAAACAAACAAAAACACUAAUUAUCUCACUGUAAAUUACAUUUAUUUUGUGUAUCUAAAGUGAUUUAUUUGAUUUAAUAAAGUCACAGAUGACAACAAUGUA
This is a messenger RNA of Exaiptasia diaphana, 2764 nucleotides long. Its product is annotated as synaptic functional regulator FMR1. The transcript has 15 exons. The record is from RefSeq and is a predicted model, not a curated record. Gene Ontology annotation, molecular function: translation regulator activity; protein homodimerization activity; mRNA 3'-UTR binding. Gene Ontology annotation, cellular component: cytoplasmic ribonucleoprotein granule; membrane; nucleus. NCBI's taxonomy places the organism in Eukaryota, Metazoa, Cnidaria, Anthozoa, Actiniaria, Aiptasiidae. Bases 17 to 2002 code for a protein of 661 amino acids. Gene Ontology annotation, biological process: negative regulation of translation; positive regulation of translation; regulation of mRNA stability.